CGAACUGAUUCCAGGUCGGUUUGCUGAUCCCGCUCAUAGCGUGGCAACCUUAGAACUCGUAACUCAUGACUGAAGCUCGGUCAGCUUAAUGUAUUGUCCUCAGUUCGCCGUCUGAAGAAUGAAUCAUGGGACAACGUUACUGUGGAAACAACGAGCCCUGUCCAGUUUGAGUGCAACGCGGCGUGGACUCCCGCAAGAGAAAAUGUCCGAAAAUGGAAUGAUGUCCCGGGCCAAGGUGUUGACCAUUGACAACAUGAACCCGACGGUGAAGAAAGUGGAGUAUGCCGUGCGGGGGCCCAUUGUGCAGCGGGCGCUGGAGCUGGAAAGAGAGCUCUCCGAGGGCAUGAAGAAACCUUUCGCUGAAGUUAUCAAGGCAAACAUCGGUGAUGCACACGCCAUGGGACAGCAGCCAAUAACCUUCUUCCGACAGGUCUUGGCUUUGUGCUCCUACCCUGAGCUAUUGAAUGACAACACUUUCCCUGAGGAUGCUAAAAGUAGAGCACACCGCAUUUUACAGUCCUGCGGUGGGAACAGUAUGGGCUCCUACAGUGCCAGUCAAGGCAUUGAAUCGGUUCGUAAGGAUGUGGCUCUGUACAUUGAGAGAAGGGAUGGGGGCAUGCCCUGUGACCCUGACAACAUCUACCUCACUACAGGGGCCAGCGACGGCAUUGUGACCAUGCUGAAGCUGCUGGUGUGUGGUGAAGGUGCCAGCCGUACUGGCAUCAUGAUCUCCAUACCACAGUAUCCCCUGUAUUCAGCUGCACUGGCUGAACUCGGUGCUGUGCAGAUCAACUACUAUUUGAAUGAAGAAAACUGCUGGAGUAUGGACAUAAAUGAACUGCAGCGCGCCCUGAAUGAAGCUAGGGAGUACUGCAACCCAAGAGCCCUGUGCAUCAUCAACCCUGGAAACCCCACAGGUCAGGUCCAGAGCAGACAGUGUAUUGAAGAUGUGAUACGGUUUGCAGCAAAGGAGCGUCUGUUUCUCAUGGCUGAUGAAGUGUACCAGGAUAAUGUGUAUGCAGAUGGUUGUGAGUUCCACUCUUUUAAGAAGGUUCUGUUUGAGAUGGGACCAGAGUACUCCAAAUCUGUGGAACUGGCAUCCUUCCACUCCACCUCCAAAUGCUACAUGGGAGAAUGUGGCUUCCGCGGAGGCUACAUGGAGAUCAUCAACAUGGACGAUGAAGUGAAGGUCCAGCUGACCAAACUGGUGUCGGUCCGUCUGUGUCCUCCUGUUCCUGGCCAGGCUCUGAUGGACCUGGUGGUCAAUCCUCCACAGCCUGGAGAGCCUUCGUAUGACAGCUUCCUCAAGGAGCGCACAGCCACUUUAAAUGCUUUGGCAGAGAAGGCCAAACUCACAGAGCAGGUUCUCAACACUGUGCAAGGCAUCAGCUGUAAUCCUGUACAGGGGGCCAUGUACUCCUUCCCCCGCAUUAUCAUCCCAGAAAAGGCCAUCAAAGAGGCCAUGGCACUUGGUCAGCAGCCGGAUAUGUUUUACUGCAUGAAGAUGCUGGAAGAGACUGGAAUCUGUCUGGUACCUGGAAGCGGCUUUGGUCAGAAGGAUGGCACAUAUCACUUCAGGUACAGUGCAUAGUAAUAUAGAUAAAUAAUUAAUCCAUCGCCAAA
Molecule: messenger RNA, 1623 nt
Organism: Cynoglossus semilaevis (tongue sole)
Lineage: Eukaryota; Metazoa; Chordata; Actinopteri; Pleuronectiformes; Cynoglossidae
Gene: gpt
Product: glutamic--pyruvic transaminase
Exons: 11
Coding region: 119-1591 (490 amino acids)
Biological process (GO): biosynthetic process
Molecular function (GO): transaminase activity; pyridoxal phosphate binding
Source: RefSeq, a predicted model, not a curated record